CACCGGAAGAUGUCCAUAAUGAGUGACAAAGCGGUGUCCACGGAAGAUCUAUGUGGUGUAGAAAAACCGGAACAGCGGGCGAUAGGCGUGGCCCGUUUGGAAGCAAUCCUGCAUACCCUGGUCGAGAACAAGGUGGAGAGUUUGAAGACCGAAAGCAGAAGGACGCAAAGUCUCCAGAGCAGUCCGAGGAAAAUACUGAAUAGGCUGAGGUUGACUUCGUCGCCCGCAAUCACCACCAAAUAUUCAGAUCAGAGGGAAGACAGCGAGGAGGCAGUCAGGAGAGUCAGGAGGAAAAGGAAGUCCAGAAGUUCAGAGGACAGAGGAAGAAGGCACCAUAGACAUCGAUUGAAACAGGAAAUAUCAAUAUCCUCCCCAGACAGCCAACGAUACCAAUGCAGAUUGCGAAGCUGCGAUUGUUCGAGCGAAGAAGACAGAAGCAGAUCGUUAGGAGGAAUGCUUCCCUGCGAAGCAAUCUGCUUAGACAAUACGUGCUCCAGUUGUGGACCUCCCCGGAAUUGUUGCUGCAACGCUGACUAUAAUCACCCAGUGAGGAUGCACUUCGACGACGACUACAUUUCGCUGAAGAUCGACGGCAUUAACGGCGGCUCGUUGGAAACGGACGCUAUAAUCUCCGAGGAGGCGUUACGUAGGGCGCGACGUAAACGGAGACGUCGGCGGAAGAGGCGCAUGAAGAGGGCCUUGGCCAUGGGCACGUACGAUCCCGAGGCGGCCGCGGCGGUACGACUUCAUGAUCGACGUUUCAAGAUGCUGCACAGUGAGGAAGAAGAGUUGCCGCAGCCGGCACGCUGGACGAUUAUCGCAACGGCUUGUCUGCUGCUUUUUAUGUGCCUCCUCUUGGUCGCCAUAACUCUUAGGAUGGCUCCGAUUAUUGAUGAUAUGGUGCGACAAGAGAACGAAGAACUGCUGAGCUCCCUGAAUAAAGAUUAUAAUGAAACUGCCUCCGUCCGGAAUUUGACGUGAAAAUAUUUCUAAAUAUACCUUUUCACGGUCAGGAUCUUCUAAACAAGGUACAGACUUCCUUACCACUAGCAUUUAAUCUUCAUCCACAAUGUAAUUGUUAUUUUUUAGAAAUGCUAUUGUCAUUAAGGUCGGUUAUAAAAUUUGUCAAAUUAAUUGAAAUUUUAUUGUGUAAAACUCGCGUGGGUGUACUUGUGUGAUCAAGCGUAACAUAAUGCAAUUAAUUAAUGCCCCUGGGAAUACAAAUAAUUCAUGUCAACAACAAGCGUUUGGGAAGGCGAAAUGUGGAAUAAUAGGUUUUAGGUGGCACUAAUUUUAUAACUGGCACUUAACUUAUUAAUCUAUACAAGAACAAAAAGUGUAAAUUGAUUCUAAUAAUGGAUUAAAUGUUUAAGUGCUGUAAUUAACGUUACUUUUAUGUUUGACUUAUAAUAAAACAAUAUAUACGGUACACUUUUUGUUCACUAAAUGUCCAUGAAAAUCUGUUCAUAACACUACCAAUUUAACACUAUUACAAAUUAAUAAAAACAAACUAAUUAAUGCCUUAUGUGCUUUAAAUUAAAAAAAAAAAUAAUAAUAAACCGACUGUUUGAAACAACUAAAUAUUGUACCCAGAUUUUUCGAAAAUAAAUAUACCACUGAACAUGUUAAAAGAUUGAUAUAAUAAUAGACUUAGCUGCAUUUUUAUAAACCGCGUUUAUAAAAUAUUUGUACACAUUAACUUUAUACUUUUGAGAACGUUUCACAGUCGUUACAUUCAAUUUAUUUGAGUUGGGUAACCAAAAAUAUUUAACAGACAUAAAUAUUGUAUCUGUAUACGUAACCUAGUAAACGUUUAGGAUUAACUGUGUAUUUUUGCUCAAAUAAAAUUUUGUGUAUUCAGAAAUUACAAAAAGCCAUAAAAAAUAAGUUUUAGGUUUGUUUGGCUAGCGAUGAUCAAAACUGAAGCAGUCCAUCAAAAUAGUAAUGCUGUUUGUAAAUUUUUAGUUCUGUUUUACUACAUUACAGGGUAAACAAGAAGACUUUGUACCACUUUAAGUUAUUCUUUUCAUAAUAAUUAAAUUAUUCUUAGAUUUAUUUACUUCCCAUCCAGAUCCUUACUUAUCUACCACAAAAAUAGACUUUUUCUUCGGCUUCCGACACUAAAAAAUUUGUUCCUAGACACCUUUAAAUAAGUUCUCCAAAGAUGAGCUCUUAAGUUUAAUAUGAAGGUUCUCCUCAUCUCAGUUUUCCAUUUUUUCUUCAGUGCUAUAUGUCGUCAUUACUUGAUCAUAGAGAAAAUUUUUAUUUACAUUUCUUGUAGGAAAUUGAACGCUCUACAAAAAAGGUAUCUUACAAUUACUUCAUAACUCUUAUCUUUUAGAAGAUAAAAAUUCUUUUUUACUCCUAAAUUGUAUAAUCUAUAUAUAAAUAAAUAUUAUAAAAUGCGCAAUAUAUAUCUUAUUAGU
Aethina tumida (small hive beetle) is the source of this 2426-nucleotide messenger RNA. RefSeq lists its product as uncharacterized. NCBI's taxonomy places the organism in Eukaryota, Metazoa, Arthropoda, Insecta, Coleoptera, Nitidulidae. The record is from RefSeq and is a predicted model, not a curated record. Bases 10 to 981 code for a protein of 323 amino acids. The transcript is spliced from 5 exons.